This is a messenger RNA of Myodes glareolus (Bank vole), 5133 nucleotides long. It is a transcript of the gene Sgo2, whose product is annotated as shugoshin 2. The record is from RefSeq and is a predicted model, not a curated record. Gene Ontology annotation, biological process: meiotic sister chromatid cohesion. NCBI's taxonomy places the organism in Eukaryota, Metazoa, Chordata, Mammalia, Rodentia, Cricetidae. Gene Ontology annotation, cellular component: chromosome, centromeric region; kinetochore.
CCACGCCCACUCGGCUCCCCGCCGCACGUCCCGCCCCUUCCGGCUCCCACUUCCGGGCACCAGCGCGCCUCUGAACCGCCUCUUCGCACUCCUAUUGGCUGUGGCGUCGGCCGCUAACCGCCGCGGAGUUUGAACCGGAGGACGAGUCGGCUGGGCGGCGGAGCUCCCGGGGCGCGAGGCGGUCUCCGAGGCUGCGGGGACGGUGAGUCGGCGCCUGUGAGGCCGCUGCGGCCGCCACCACCGGCUUGCAGUGAUGGACUACCCGGUGAUGGAAGCUGACACUCUUACUUCAGGAAUCAAGAGACGAGUGAAAGACAGAAUUGCAAAGACAAAGUUAAAUGUUUCUCUUGCUUCAAAAAUCAAAACAAAAAUAUUAAACAAUUCAUCUAUUUUCAAGAUCUCUCUAAAGCACAACAACAGAGCCUUAGCUCAGGCUCUAAGUCGAGAGAAAGAGAAUUCUCGAAGAAUCACUACCGAGAAGAUGCUAUUACAAAAAGAAGUAGAUAAACUGAAUUUUGAAAAUACCUUUCUUCGCCUCAAGCUAAGUAACUUGAAUAAGAAGCUUAUAGAAAUAGAAUCCCUCGUGAACAACAAUCUGAUAACGGCAAUCGAAAUGAGCAGCCUGUCUGAGUUCCAUCAAAGUCCCCUUUUCCUGUCAGCUAGGAAGAGGAAAAGGAUCAGUAAGCAAAGCAAGUCCGUGCAUCUUCCAUUUGCAAGGGUUCCAUUAACUUCAGAAAAUGACGACGAUGAUGAUGGUGGUGGUGAUGAUGGUGGUGGUGAUGAUUGGAGAACAAAGUGUUACAGCAGAAUUGCAUCAAAGACGUCACCUGACGUCGCCUCUUCGCUCUCAAGACAAUCUUUGUCCUUACGCCAGUGUAACUUGGAAGUAUUGCUUCCCAAGGAAGAUAACCAGAAUACAUGUGUCUCCAGUUAUUCAGAACAAACUUCUAGUGUUGAUGUCCUUCCUAAAGAAAGCCGUGAUGACUCAGAAAAAAGCCGUAAGAGUUCUCUGCAUGAGGUGAAACCUGCGCCAUCUUCCGGUCUCAGCAGGGAAAAACUGUCGCUUAACAAUGUGACUGAGAGGAGAAAGCGGGGGUCUUCUGCAGAGAACCCGCACGGCACGGACUCAGGUUACCCACAGAUGUCCAGUCCAGGGUUCACCUGGGACGUUGAGAUAAAUGGCUGUGCUGGGGAAACCAGUAGUAAGAUGCAAGGAGAUACACAGUGUUCUCCCCGCGUCCCUUCUGAGUCUGCUGGCGACCCUCAGACUCAGCCCACGGCCACAGUGCGGAACACCCAUGGAUUUCAGUUGCAAGAAUCCGUGUACGAAAACGCCGACAUGGAUUUAACUGCCAGCGAAGUGAACAAAAUCAUUGUAAUCUCAAAAAGCAAUAAAAAUCAAAGGAAGAAAAAGACAGACUGUGGAAAGGAAGCGUUCAGAAAAGUGAAAGAUCCAAGGUCUGACAAAAGGAGAGAAAGAUCAAAGAAAACAUGUAAAGGUAGUUCAGAAAUGGGUGCUGAGGGAAAGAUGGAAAACGGACCAGAAGGAGGCUCUGUUGUCUUAGAUGGCAGAGGGGAUUCGGAAGAUCCAAAUUGUAUUCCCAGUACUGAGCCGCCUCAGGCAAACAUGCUGAAGGAAAUAACCCUCCCAAGCAGCUUGGAUCAGGAGUCCAUCCAAAAUAAAAAGAGGAAGCAAAGAUGUACAACAGACAAGCAAGAGGAAACACACCCUUUCUCUCCAUGUUCAGUCAGACUCCUUCAAGAUCGUGAGUUUGAUCAGUGUCAGAAAGCCCUACAUUGUAAUAGAAGUAAGCCUUCUCGACAGACAUUUGUGAUUCGUAACUCAGAAAAGGAUCAUUUAUAUCCAAACCAGAAGGAUGAAGAGACCAGUUCUGAAAAGCUAGACGUUGAGAAUGAACUCCAUAUAGCUGAUAUUUCCAAAAAAGAUAACAAAACUAUAUGUGACUUUGAGACCCAGACUACGUUGGUCAAUGCGCAGCAAAUUCAGUCCAAGCUAAAUAAGCCUAAGCUGAAAAUGAUAAAUCGGAGGACAAAAAUAAUUUCUAGUAUGAACCAAAUAUAUGAGGAUACCGACAAAGACAUCCCCCUCCAAACCCACACGAGUAAAGAGCCCACCUGUGGAGCCAUAGACGCUGCAAAAGAGUUAGAAGCACCUCCACUUGUCGCAAGAAACAUCGGAAGCUUACAUGACUGUCAGGUGCAGAAUGUUCUGGAUUUGUCCAAGCAAGUCACCAGUAUGCACCCUGCUCAGAUAGAGACCCGUGUUAGCAGGAUCCCUAGGCACAAGGUAAACCGUAAGACAGAAAUAAUCUCCAGAGUGAAUGAUUUUAGUAAUGAUGGAGGUGAUCAUUGUUCAGAAAUGGGUGAGUCUUUCUUACUUCAAAAGGAUAAAGACAUCCCCAGAACCUUAAAAGAUUUUAGUAAGUUUGAAGUGUCUGCUUUUUGUAACAAAGAUAGUGCAAAGGUAUGUGAGUCUGAGACUCCAACACUCCUGGGGAUGAGAACGCACGACCGUGAUAUGCAACCUGCUAGUCACAAGGAUUCAAGAGAAGAUAGGAAGCCUAGACAGAAGGCACUUCGAAAGACAGAAGUAAUCUCUAAAACCAACCAAAUGCAUGAAAAUGAUGAAGGAAGUGUGCAUGACCCAUUAAAUAAGAAGGUCUGUCAGAAGGUCAAUAAAUCAGAAAUCGUUUCUCAAGUGAACCAAAUAUAUGAGAAUACUAAUACAGACGUGAAUGGCUUUAAAAGCUGUAUCAAAGACCAAGUGGUUACGAGUUCCUACUCUGGAGAAAUCAAUAGUAAUAAAGAGGGAAAUGGUGACCCAAUUCCAGAUCCAUGUGUACUAGUUAAAAAGCAGAGGAGAGACUUUGCAGGCAGAGCAGAGAACAUCUUGGCAGGAGGGAAGAGCGAGCGCACUUUGCAGCUUCCAGGUUCCUCGCAGCAGUCUGUCGCCCUGGAGUCUGGAUCACACCAGAACAGGAACGGAACAGAUGCUGGUCCAAAGAGCCAGGAAGAGAGCAUUGUGCUUACACUGGGAGAUGCCGGCUCUCUGGGCGUGGCCAAAGGAGGAAGCUGCCCAGCCAAAAGAGGAGAUAGAGUGACAUCCAAAUCAAAGAAAAGAAAGGCACCCCUAGCUCUUUCUUCAGGUACCCAUGGAGCGGUGGAAAUGACACCCAGCACUGACCACACGAAGUCAGUCGACUCCCAGCAGGCUGAUAAAGAAAACUACUUGGAGGAUGGGAAAAUUGCCAGGAAUAAACCGGACUUCUGCACAAAGGCAUCUAAACCUUUAUCUCAGAUGCGCUCGUCUAACAUAAAGAAUUCUUCCUUCGAUGAUGUGUGGGAGAGCUCCCUGCCUUUGACGACGACUUCUUGUAAAAAUCUGCUGAUGGAAGGAAGUUCUUUCCUGGAGAAUGCAUGCAUUUUUCCAGCAGGUGGUCCUCCUGAAAAGACAAAGGAGAGGACUCAGAAAAGCUGCCGCAGAACGCAGAAGUCUGAAAUAGGUAGAGGAAUAUUCCCGGACUUGGUGGACACCAGUUCUGUGUCGAGCAACCCCGCUAACCCCGAGAACGGGUCAGAAGGGCAGGCUGCAGAGCUGACGAGAAGGAAAAGGCAGUGCGCUCCUCUCAACCUGAGAGAGCCGAACCUCGUAAGGCAAGUGUGGCAGGGCUUGUCACUGUGCUUUGAGAAACACUUGGCACUCCUGAAUGUCAGUCACUAAUCAUGUUUGUGUGUACACAGGAUGAACUUGGGAGAGAUGCCAUCAAAAUGUAACUUCUUUUUCUUUCAGCUCUGGUUUUAAACUAAAUUAGUUUCAGUUAAUUUCCAUCUUACUGCUGUCAUUUUAGAGACUUUAAUUGGUGACUAUAAUUUUUAUAUUUGUUGAAUACAAUUUACCAACCACUGUUUUCGUAGCUAUUACUCACAUUUAUUUCCUGCGCUGCUCCCUAGAAGUCAGUGUGGUUUAUAUUUCCUUUGGUCCCGAAGAGAAACAAUUUUUUUUCUUAAUUUUUUUAACUGCAAAUGUACUCUCGCAAAGAAAGACUUGUAGCCACUUUACCCAUCUACCCCUCCUCAGCUUCAGUAGUUAUCGACAAUGUGCUGGGUUUCGUUCAGGUGUGCUUCUAAAGCAGGUCUCUGACGCUGAGUGAUUCCGUUCAUAAAACACUUCUGUAUUUGUCCUUAAAGAAUAAGAUUUUUCUGGGCCGGAGAGAUGACUUCAUCAGCAAAGAGCCUGAAGACACUCGAGGACCUGAGCUCAGAGCCCCAGAAAUCGCGUCCAAGUCAGGCGGGGCAGCGUGCGCUGUCCUCCCAGCCCUGGAGAGGGAGGGGCAGACAGCAGGGUCCCCGUGCUUGCUGGCCAGCCAGUGUAGCGAAUCUAAGUUCAGUGGGAGACCCUAGCUCAAAGAGAGUCAACUGAGGAAGACAUUUUGACACUGACGUCCGCCUGGCCUCUACACAUGCACAAGCACACACACAUGCACACUCAUGAAUUUCUUAAUGAAGUUACCACAUUAGGAUGCAUCAGGACUUGGUUACAGCUUGCAUGAGGCUGUAGUGCACAAAACUAUAAAUUCUUACUGCCUUCUAAUAACCACUCUUUGCAGAUUUCCUUCAUUGCCAUAAAAAUACUCCAAUGACUGUUGAUGUUGUUUUGUUCAGAAAUCUCAGGUUUUUAAAGCUAAGUCAAGUAACCUAUCUCAGCUUUUUUCUCAAAAUUCUCAAAAAAAUCCUAUUGUAUACAAAUAUUUUACGUAAGCUGGCGGAAUUGUCACAAAAUGUCCUUUGGGUCCUUUCACUGUUUGGUCCUGUCAAACCCUGAUGAUCCCGUCGGGCGUUUUCCAGCAGGAACCAGCAGGUGGCAGUACACCACGGAGGGUGAAAUGGGAAGGAAGGGCCAAGGGGGUUUUACAAGUUAGCUCUUUUGACAUGUACACUCUGUCUUUGGGGACAUACUAUAUGUUGCCCCCAUUGUGAAGUGCAUAGAAUCAUACAUAGGUUUUUAAAAGUGCACAGAUAAGGGAUGCAGGGCAUACUUGAGUGGGCGAGCCCUUGCCUGUAUACAAGGCUGUGGGUUCAAUUCCAAACACCACCAAGUAAACCCUCUCACAA